AUGACGGGCGACGGCGUCUGGCAGGAGUCCCCCAGCCAGGCCGAGCUCUUCGCCGCCGAGGUCGCCGCCGUCCGCGCCGUGCUCGGCGCCGCGCUCCCGGAGGCCCGCGUCCUCGCCGCGCUCUCCCGCUGCGGCGGCAACCCGGAGCGCGCCAUCAACGCGCUCCUCGACGACGGCGUCGGCGCGGACGCCGACGACGCCGCCGAGCGCGCCAUCGACGCGCUCGCCGAGAAGGUCCGCGUCAAGGCGGAGCGCGACGCUGCCGCUGCCCCGACGCCGGCGGCCAGGGUGAAGGCCGAGGCCGUCGACGUCCCCAAGAAGGAGCGGCCUCUCUGCCCCCCUCCCGCCAAAGUGGCCCCUUCGCCGCCGCCGCGCCGUGUCAAGGAGGAGGAGGAGGUUACCAGCGGCCGCCCCCGCCCCCGCGCCGGCGGCUGCGGCAUAAGCCUCGUGCCGCGGCCGGUGAAGAUGGACUGCGGCGACGGCGAGGCGGAGGUCAUCGACGCCGCGCCGAGGCCGAAGAAGAGGGUCCGGGAAGAGGAGGGCGUGGUCGACCUCACGGCGACGCACCCACUGCCGUACCUCAACCCGCGGCCCAUCCGGGCGAUUCCGCCGGAGGAGGCCGCGCAGAUGUACGACCCGCAGCCGAUCCGGGCCGUUCCGCCGCGGGAGCCCGCCAGGACGCAGAACCCGCCGCAGCGGCAGCGGCCGCAGCCGGCAAGGGCCACCGCGGCCCCGCCGAAGAGCGAUUGGAAGAUGGUCGUGGCGGCGCCGGAGGCGGAGCUCGGGGACUUCCCGCCGGAGCCCGACUGGUUCCUCGUCGACAAGUCCUACGUCGCCGGGCUGUCCACGCACAGCGGGAGGCGGAUGCUGGACGCCGGCGAGAUCGUCCAUUUCGGCUUCCCGUCCUACGACCGGGUCAACUGCGGCAUCAAGAUGUCGGCCAAGAAGGCGGCGUCGCUGUUACAGAUUGUGCGCUUCUCGACCAAGCGCGCCGGAGAGAUUGGAAAGCUGUCUCCGGAGUGGACAAAGUGCCUCGUCCCACUGGUGAACUCUUCCAAAGUCAAGAUUCAGGGGAAGAUCGUGUUUCCGACAAUGGAACUGAGGCUGAUGCAGGACAUCUUGCUCUAUGUCAGCUUCUACAUCCACAAGUCAGUGUUCACCGAAGGCGACAACUCAUCCUUGAGCCAGCUUGCUCCAGCAAAUGUUGAUUAUUCAGACAACCCUCUCCAUGCCCUGUUCAAAUUACUCAAGCUAAGGGCAUCUAUCAAGGCUGAUUUCACUCUUGAUGAGCUCAUGAGAAAGCGACCGUGGAAUCUGAGGGGUGAUGCCAAUGGAGACGAUGAAUCAACUCCUAUUGUUGGACUUGAAACCCGCCGCACAGCUGGGCAAACUUUUCCGGAGCAAGCUGCUGAUGAGCAGGCCAUUUCGGAAGCUGCCUUGAACAAAAUUAUUGGCACAGCUGAAAUAUAUGACUUGAAGGAAGCAGAGCCACCACAUACUCUUGUUUCUAUUCUCAAACCGUAUCAGAAAGAAGCUCUCUUUUGGAUGUCAGAAUUGGAGAAGGGAUGCAUUGAUGACAAUGAAUCAAAAAAUGCUAUUGAUCCCUGCUUUAGUGCCUACACUAUUGCUGACAAGAGGGCUCCUGCUGUGUACAUUAAUGUUUUCUCUGGUGAAGCGACAACCAAGUUUCCAAGUUUAAGUAAGACGACACGAGGAGGGAUACUGGCAGAUGCAAUGGGUCUUGGCAAAACUGUCAUGACUAUUGCCCUGAUACUGUCGAACCGAAGGGGGGAGCAGUCCAACUACAUAGAAAGAGACAUAAUAAGGCCUGUAAGAGGUCGUGAUACCAGAACACGCACUUCGACCCCCAAUAUAAGAGGAGGUACCCUUAUUGUGUGUCCCAUGGCAUUAUUGGGUCAAUGGAAGGAUGAACUGGAAGCACAUUCAACACCGGGAGCAAUUUCUGUGUUUGUAUACUAUGGUGGUGAUAGAACUGGUGACCUCAAAUUGAUGGCUGAACAUACUGUUGUCUUGACGACCUAUGGUGUCCUUCAGUCAGCUCAUAAAGCUGAUGGCAGCAGUGCCUUUCACAGGAUAGAUUGGUAUAGAAUUGUGCUUGAUGAAGCACAUACAAUCAAGUCUCCCAGAACUAAAGCUGCCCAAGCAGCUUAUAUGUUAAGCUCACAAUGCAGAUGGUGCCUAACUGGUACACCGUUGCAGAAUAAUUUGGAGGACCUUUACAGUCUUCUUUGCUUCUUACGUGUAGAGCCAUGGUGUAAUUCAAAUUGGUGGCAGAAGCUGAUUCAGAGACCUUAUGAGAAUGGUGAUGAGAGGGGAUUGAAGCUUGUCAAAGCUAUUCUUAGGCCGCUCAUGCUGAGGAGAACAAAGGAAACAAAAGACAAGAUGGGAAAGCCCAUAUUGGUCCUCCCACCAGCUAAUGUUGAGGUUGUGGAAUGCGAACAGUCUAUCGAGGAACGUGAUUUCUAUGAAGCGCUUUUCAGGAGAUCAAAGGUUCAAUUUGAUAAGUUUGUUGCACAAGGCAAUGUUCUUAACAACUAUGCUAAUAUUCUUGAGCUACUUCUUCGUCUGAGGCAGUGCUGUGAUCACCCUUUCCUGGUCAUCAGCAAAGCUGAUACCAAGAAGUACACCGACCUAGAUGAGCUAGCGGAACGGUUCCUUAAAGGGGCACAGAGUGAUUCUGGAUGCCGUGCCAUUGUACCCUCGCGAGCAUUUGUCGAGGAUGUCGUUGAGGAAAUCCGCCAGGGCACGGCCGCGGAGUGCCCUAUCUGCCUUGAGUCGACCUCCGAUGACCCCGUGAUCACCCCUUGCGCGCACCGCAUGUGCCGUGAGUGCCUCCUCUCCAGCUGGAGCACGCCUGCCGGGGGCCCCUGCCCUAUCUGCCGAAGCCCCAUCACCAAGGCUGAUCUGAUCAUGCUGCCCGUCCAGUGCCGCUACGAGGUUGACGCCAAGAACAACUGGAAGGAUUCAUGCAAGGUGGUGAGGCUCCUCGCGACCCUGGAGGGCCUUGGGAAGAAGGGGGAGAAGAGCAUCGUGUUCAGCCAGUUCACUUCUUUCUUUGAUCUCCUCGAGAUCCCCUUGAACCAGAAGGGGAUCAAGUUCUUGAGGUUUGAUGGGAAGGUGACCCAGAAGCACAGGGAGAAGGUCCUCAAUGAGUUCAGUCAAAGCAAGGACAAGCUGGUAUGUAAUGUCACUCAAAGCUGGAGGUGUGGGCCUGAACCUGACUGCUGCUUCCAAUGUCUUCCUCAUGGAUCCAUGGUGGAACCCUGCGGUGGAGGAGCAGGCCAUCAUGCGGAUCCACCGCAUUGGGCAGAAGAGGGCGGUCCAGGUGAGGCGGUUCAUCGUCAAGGACACGGUGGAGGAGCGGAUGCAGCAGGUGCAGGCGCGCAAGCAGCGGAUGAUCGCCGGCGCGCUGACGGACGAGGAGGUCCGCAGCUCGCGCAUCGAGGAGCUCAAGAUGCUCUUCAAAUGAUGGAGCUCCUUUGCCAUGGGAGUACUCCAGGAUUUUGUAUAGUAGUGCUAGCUUCAGGCCCUUGGUAG
This is a messenger RNA of Triticum turgidum subsp. durum (durum wheat), 3558 nucleotides long. NCBI's taxonomy places the organism in Eukaryota, Viridiplantae, Streptophyta, Magnoliopsida, Poales, Poaceae. The record is from the annotation of a GenBank genome assembly.